Photinus pyralis (common eastern firefly) is the source of this 6127-nucleotide messenger RNA. RefSeq names its product plexin-A4. Gene Ontology annotation, cellular component: semaphorin receptor complex. The transcript has 17 exons. Lineage: Eukaryota; Metazoa; Arthropoda; Insecta; Coleoptera; Lampyridae. Gene Ontology annotation, molecular function: protein binding; semaphorin receptor activity. Gene Ontology annotation, biological process: regulation of cell shape; negative regulation of cell adhesion; regulation of cell migration. Bases 1 to 4683 code for a protein of 1560 amino acids. The record is from RefSeq and is a predicted model, not a curated record.
AUGACUAACCACCACUGCUUAGCCUCUGACAGUAUAAUUUGUUAUGUCAACAAAUUAAGUAAACUGCAGACAAUCGGAGAAGACUUCUGCGGAUUAGAUGUAAACACACCACUUGGGGGUGACCAAGCUAUAUCGGCUGUGCCUGUUUUACUUUUCACCACGAGAUUGACGGCAGUUGCGGCGACGUCCACGGGAGAUUUCACGGUCGUCUUCGUAGGCACUUCAACUGGCCAUUUGAAGAAGGUCGUGGUUGAGUCGGGAACAUCAGCUCUGGAAUAUGGAGACCUCACUGUGGAAGAAGGAUCUGCUGUCAACUCCGAUCUGCACUUUGACUCACAGCUGAUGCACCUUUAUGUAAUGACUGAGCGAAAGGUAUCCAAAGUAAAGGUGCAGGAAUGCAGUGUUUAUAAAACAUGCUGGGAAUGUCUUGGAGCAAAAGACCCUUAUUGUGGGUGGUGUUCAUUGGAAAACAAGUGCAGUUUGAGAUCUGAUUGCCAGGAUGCCGCUGAGGACCCCUUAUACUGGAUCAGCUAUAAAAGCGGGAGAUGCACUACAAUAACAACAGUGACACCAAACCAACUGCAGAGAACAACGGCGCGAACUCUGGAUCUCGUGAUAGAUAACUUACCGAGCUUAUCCGGUCAGUUCCUUUGUGCGUUUACAGCUUUAGAUCGUACUCUCAUCACAAAUGCCACCAGGAAAAACUAUGGAGUGAAUUGUACCACUCCGCGUACGGAUCUACUUCCUGCAAUUCCAGUUGGACAACAUCACUUUACAGCGAAAUUGUCUGUCCGAAUGACCUCUGGUCCAGAUUUUGUCGCAACCAAUUUUACAUUCUUUGAUUGUAACACAUACAGCUCGUGCACUCUAUGCGUAUCUUCCUCCUUUCCUUGCGACUGGUGUGUCGAUGGCCAUCGUUGUACGCACGACACCGCUGAAAACUGUCGAAACGACAUUCUCGUUACCGGCGUUAACCGAGUAGGACCGAGUUACAGAUCGGGACCGGCGUUCUGCCCCACGAUAAAUGCUACCGUAGGGCGCUCGCCCGAAAUACUAGUGGCUUCCGGAUUGAAACAGUCAAUUAAAGUCAAAGUUCAUAUCAUCGGCCAAUUUAUAGUGCAAACGAGAUUUGUGUGUCAAUUUAAUAUCGAAGGCCGCGUUACCAGCGUCAACGCUCAGUUACUAGGCGAUACGAUUUAUUGUGAUCCUAUGGACUUUAUUUACACUUCUAAGUUACCCAAUACGACAGCCACGUUUGCAGUCAUUUGGGGCGGCUCUAAACCACUUGAUAAUCCAGAUAACAUCCAUGUUGUUAUUUACCGUUGCGGAGACAUGGCGGACAACUGCGGAAUGUGCUUAGCUUUAGAUGAAAAAUACAAGUGCGGAUGGUGUCAAAGUUCGGACAGUUGCGAGGUGAAAGAGCAGUGUGGCCGUGGUUCGGCGGUGUGGUUGAAUCGAAGUCAGACUUGUCCCAAUCCCGAGGUAACUUCGUUUAGUCCCGAAUUAGGACCAUGGGAAGGCGGCACCAAUAUUACCAUACAAGGCAUUAAUUUAGGAAAGACUUUUCAAGAUAUUUAUACCGGCGUUAGUAUCGCCGGUAUCAAUUGCCAACCGUAUGAGCAACUCUAUCUCGAGACCAAAGAGAUUGUUUGUAAGGUCGACGGGCCAGGCACUAGCGAACCUCGCCAUGGUCCUGUAGUUGUUAGAGUAGAAGAUUACAGAGGUGAAUCCAAAUUGCAUUAUAGAUUUGUAGACCCUGUUAUAACUGGAAUCUCACCAAAGUAUGGGCCGCGCUCCGGAGGCACCAUGCUAAAAAUAACCGGAGAGUACAUGAACGCUGGAAGCAACAUUCAAGCUUUCAUCAAUGAUCUUCCCUGCAAAAUACUGUCGACUGAUCAAAAACAAGCACUGUGCAUGACAAGUGCUUCGGAAGAACCAAUUGCCGGAAAGCUUCGUAUGAAAUUUGAUAAAGGUGAUCGCUAUUUCGAAAAAGAGCUGUUUCAUUAUGUGGAAGAUCCAGUCAUAGAAUCCGCAGAGUCCGGCGUGGCAAGCCAGAUUAAGGUACCUAAGGGAAUACCCGCUGGUGGUAUUCGCAUCACAGUAUCCGGGAAAAAUUUGGCAUACAUUCAAAAUCCCCAAAUGUAUGUCUACUACGAGCAAAAAAUGUUCUUUAGCCAAUGCGUUGUACAGAGUAAUACCAGCAUGAUAUGCGACAGUCCGAAAAUAGAGGCGGACGAAUCGAAAUUAGACUCGGACAAUCCGUUGAAGCUGGAGUACGGCUUUAAAAUGGACAACGUCUCCGGCGUUCUCAAUUUGACCAUGAAAAGUGGAUUCCCCCACUUUCUUCUGUAUCCAAAUCCCGAUUUUGAGCCAUUCGAAAAAGAAGUUAAAUAUUACAAAUCGGAUUAUCUGAACAUCAACGGCCAAAAUAUCGAUCGCGCAUGCCAGGAGUCUGACGUGGUGGUAAAAAUCGGCAAUAGUUACUGCAAUGUAACUUCUUUGUCGCGCCAGCAAUUGACUUGUCGGCCACCAGAAACUCAACCGCCUGCUGUCGACAUGCUAGGUCAAGAAACCGGAGAAGCUCUGCCCAAAGUGGUCGUGAUUGUAGGGGGCUCUUUGAAUUUCACAAUCGGCAGCUUGUCUUAUUCCUCACCACAGGGACUAAACGGGUCUAUCUCGAAGCCGACGUUGAUAAUUGUCGGCGCUAUUGCUGUCGUCAUAGUGUUGGUAUCUGUAGCGUUCCUCAUUCUUUAUCGCCGCAAGUCGACCGAAAAUAAUCGCGUUUUAAAAAAUAUGCAAGAACAAAUGGAUAUCUUAGAAUUACGCGUGGCCGCCGAAUGUAAGGAGGCCUUUGCUGAGCUACAAACUGAAAUGACCGAUUUGACUGGCGAUUUAACGUCUGGUGGGAUUCCGUUCUUGGACUAUCGAACUUACGCAAUGAAAAUACUGUUCCCCAACAUGGAAGAUCAUGCUGUUUUGCAAUGGGAGAGACCCGAGCUUCUUCGGAAAGAAAAGGGACUCCGCCUUUUUGGACAGUUGAUUAUGAAUAAGACGUUUCUACUUCUAUUCAUAAGAACGUUGGAGAGUAAUAGAUAUUUUUCUAUGCGAGAUAGGGUAAAUGUAGCUUCGUUAAUAAUGGUGACGCUGCAAAGCAAAAUGGAGUACUGUACAGAUAUACUGAAAACUUUGCUGGCCGAAUUAAUCGAGAAAUGUAUGGAGGGAAAAAGCCAUCCAAAACUGCUUUUGAGACGUACGGAAAGCGUUGCCGAGAAGAUGCUUAGUGCAUGGUUUACGUUUCUGUUAUACAAAUUUUUGCGCGAAUGUGCGGGGGAUCCCCUAUUUUUACUAUUUAGGGCCGUUAAGCAGCAAGUAGAUAAAGGUCCGGUGGACGCGAUUACUUCGGAGGCACGGUAUUCUCUUAGCGAAGAAAAACUCAUUAGACAAUCAAUAGAUUUUAAGCCAAUGACGGUGUAUGUUUCCAUUUCUCAACAAGCUGUAUUUGUUGGAGGUUUAGAUCCGAACACUGAUAAUGUUCCUGUUAAAGUUUUAGAUUGUGAUACUAUCAGUCAAGUCAAAGAAAAAGCCUUAGAUACUAUUUAUCGCGCGACGCCAUACUCGCAAAGACCUAGAAAAGACGAUUUGGAUUUAGAAUGGCGUACAGGAACGGCGGGAAGGUUAAUACUUUACGAUGAGGAUAGUACAACUAAAGUGGAAGGGGAAUGGAAAAAGCGAAAUACGUUACAGCACUACCGAGUUCCUGACGGCGCGUGUUUAAAUUUAGUUCCGAAACAGAGUUCUAUAUAUAAUCUUAAUAUAUUUUCCGAGAAGAAUGAUAAGUCUCACAAGUACGAAACACUUAAUCUUAGUAAAUUUAGCUCAGCUAGUCCGCCAUUAAGUCGUGCGACGAGUCCCUUAAAUAAUGACCACGACCAAGGUAUGAAGGUGUGGCAUCUUGUAAAGCAUCACGAUAACGAUGCGCAGAAGGAAGGAGAAAGAGGAAAUAAGAUGGUAUCGGAGAUAUACCUUACAAGACUGUUAGCUACGAAGGGCACUCUGCAAAAGUUCGUAGAUGAUCUUUUUGAAACAAUCUUUAGCACCGCACACAGAGGUUCUGCGUUACCACUAGCUAUUAAAUAUAUGUUCGAUUUUCUUGAUGAUCAAGCACUUCAGCAUGGUAUUUCUGAUCCAGAAGUUGUUCAUACAUGGAAGAGUAACUCGUUACCAUUACGAUUUUGGGUCAAUUUGAUUAAGAAUCCAAAUUUCGUAUUCGAUAUACAUAAGUCCAAUAUUGUAGAUUCUUGUUUAUCUGUUGUUGCUCAAACAUUUAUGGAUUCCUGUUCUACUUCUGAUCAUAGACUAGGUAAAGAUUCUCCAAGUUCCAAGCUACUCUAUGCUAAAGAUAUUCCCAGCUACAAGGAAUGGGUGGAACGAUAUUAUUCCGACAUCAAAAUGAUGCCCGCAAUUUCUGACCAAGAUAUGAACGCGAUGCUGGCAGAAGAAUCAAGGUUGCAUACAACCGAAUUCAACACGAACUGUGCUUUGCAAGAAUUGUAUACGUACGCAAUGAAGUACAACGAGCAACUGAUGGUAACCUUAGAAGAGGAUGAGUUUUCGCAGAAGCAACGGCUGGCCUACAAGUUAGAGCAAGUUCAUAAUAUAAUGGCGGCGGAUGUGCAACCGUGAUACUGGCCCGAUCUGACGCAUCCCACUGCGCCUCCAUUAUCACCUACAACAAUGCCGCGACCGUCGGCGCCUCAGGAGCUCGCUUGCUGAUAAAGUGGUCGAGUGACCUGAGUUUACAUAUCCAUCAAACUUUUUAUAUGUGUUGUUGGAUCGCUGUUUAAUUGUUCAGUGUUGGGGUUGGUGCGCACUCAGCGACUUUAAGUGCCUCUGGUAGAAGUGAGUGAUGUGCUGUCUCCAUAAAAUUAGUAUACUAUAUUUUUAUCAUCGGACAGUGAAUUUAUGGUUUGCUUUUGAAUGCUGAUCGUCAGCGUUAGUACAUAUUACGGAUAUUUAUGUUACAUCACAAAGUCUACUGCUUUUUGAUAAUUGUAUAAUGAAUGUACCUUAUAUUUACCUUUGUACAGUUUAAUAUUUUUAUAUUUUGUUUGAUGCAAUCAUGAUGAUUGUCUUCCGAAAUUAAGGAAGCAGCAGGGUGUAGUGUUAUAUGCGACCUCUCAAUCAUCGAUGUCUCAAUUUGUACAUACUGUACAUGGGUCGUAUCAGUGUUGGUGUGUAUGUGUUACAAGGCUGUGUACAUUUUCUUAGUGAACAGAACUGUGUCAAUUGCAACUGCAAGAGAACUAAACUGUUAUUGCACCCAGCUCAUAACUUUUGUUCCACUGUCUAAUAAUUAUUGCGUACAUUUGUGGUGGAAUUUUUUCCACUAGGUAGAGAUUUUUGCAGAACAUUUUCUCAGAAACUUUUUUAGUAGAAUGUAAAAGAACAACCUAUUUUUAUAUAAAUCUCGAAAUAUGUUUAUAAUUUGCCAGCGAUAUGUUUAUUUAUUUAACAUUUUUUAUAAAUCAAUUUUAAGUAAUGUUUUUAUACUCCUAUACACGUUAUAAGUAUGAAUUUUAAUUAAUCGGCGCCAUUGUAAUUUUUAUAACUAUGUUGAAACCGAACAUUCUUUAAAGCUUUAAUUAUGUUUUAAGACGUUUUACAGCUAUACAGUGAGUGUAGCUGUUAAAUUAUAAAGUCAUUUCCAUUACAAUUUGGGCAACAGCAGAAAGUUCAAGGAAUGUUCUCUAAAAAGCUCUGCACAUUUAUAGGUCAAAUUGAGAUGGUUGCAGUUAUUUAUUUAUUAUCCACGCUAAAUUAUGUAGGUACUUUGUGAUUCAUUUUUCCAUUUCUCAAUUUCACUUAUAAAUGCCGCCAGUGAAAUCACUAUAGUUUAAAACGCUUCUUGAACAUUUCAGUUCCAAUCAAACUUGAAAUGCCUGCUUUUGAUUUUUAAACGGGCAUGCGGUAACAGUGUACAUAUUCAGUGUGUGUGCACAGUGUAUUCAUAGUACUGUGUGUAACUCAAUUGCAUUUGCAAUAAUAUGAAUGGUCAUGUACUACUAUAUGUUUAUUAUAAAAGACUGAAUGGACUUAUUUCAAAUACUGAAUAGAAAACAUCUCUAUA